Penicillium pulvis is the source of this 1590-nucleotide messenger RNA. Its product is annotated as MFS transporter. The transcript has 2 exons. Lineage: Eukaryota; Fungi; Ascomycota; Eurotiomycetes; Eurotiales; Aspergillaceae. The record is from RefSeq and is a predicted model, not a curated record. Bases 1 to 1590 code for a protein of 529 amino acids. Gene Ontology annotation, biological process: transmembrane transport. Gene Ontology annotation, molecular function: transmembrane transporter activity.
AUGGCGUCACCGGAGGUAGAACCUCACCUCGGUGAGACUCACGACAUCGAGAAGGUUAGCGAUGCUUUCCAGGAGUCUGCGUCAUCCCUUGUUAUGAACGAAGAACAAGCUUUCGCCAAAGCGAGGGCCAAUCCCAACGAGGCAUUGCCCAUUCUUAUUACCUACUCAUCUCAUGACCAUGAUAACCCUCGCAACUGGUCUAAAUUGCGCAAAUGGUAUAUCAGUAUCUUUGUUAGCAUGCUGAAUGUCUUCACUUGCUGGUGUGCCGGUUCUAUCUCAUCGGGUGCGACAGGCAUCCAGGAAGAGUUUGGAGUCUCAUCUGAAAUUACGACAUUGGCUCUGUCGCUGUACGUUCUAGGCUACGCCAUUGGUCCCGUUAUGCUCGCCCCGCUAUCUGAGUACUUCGGUCGCCAGCCAGUAUACGUCGUAUCAUGGUUCCUCCUCUUUAUCUUCCAGCUUCCACUUGCCCUAGCACCCAACAUUGGCACAAUUCUAGUCUGUCGUUUCAUCGCUGGCUGCGCAGGCGGAGCCCCCUUGACGAACACUGGAGGCAGUAUCAGUGAUUUGUGGGAACGAAAUGAGAGCGGUGCCGCUAUGGCUGUCUACGGUCUCAGCAGUACCUUCGGACCCCCAACAGCGCUGGUUAUGUCUGGCUACAUCGGCCUCAAUUUGGGAUGGCGAUGGAUCUUCUGGAUCCUCAUGGCUAUCUCUGGUGGAGUCUGGCUGGUCCUUGUAUUCACCAUUCCUGAAACUCGACACACGGCAAUUUUGCAGAAGAAGGUCGCUCGCCUCCGCAAGCAGAUGAAGAAGGAGAACUUGGCUACUGCGGACUCUAUUGAUGAUAUUCAUGCCCAUGAGCGCAAGGGUCUGCAUCAGCUAUUUGCUAUCACUCUUACGCGCCCGAUCCGCUUUCUGUUUUCCGAACCUAUCACUACCUUCUCUGCCAUCUACAACGGCUUUUUGUACGGAUUGGUCUACUUGUUCAACGAGGCCUUCCCAUUGGUCUUCGGUGCGCCAAAGGGUCACCCCUUCAAUGUUGGUCAACAGGGUCUUUGCUUCCUCGGUAUGGCCAUUGGUCCCGUCGUCGCAUUCUGCCUGUACCCGCUUCAGGAGCGUUACUACCUUCGUCGCGUUGCAGAGAACGGUGGAAAAGGUGUUCCCGAAGCACGUAUGUGGAUGGCCCGCGGCGGUGCCAUUCUGAUCCCUAUCAGUCUGUUCUGGUUCGGAUGGACUAGCUAUGCAUCCGUGCACUGGAUCGUUCCUAUCAUCGCCUCCGGUUUCUUCGGUGCUGGUAUCUACAUCGUUAUUCUCAGUAUCCUGAACUACGUCGUCGACAGCUACCAGACAUACUCUGCUUCUGCGCUUGCCGGUGUGAUCCUGUGUCGCAACGUGGUCGGUGCUGGAUUUCCCUUGUUCGCUACCCAGAUGUACGAGAAACUGGAUUAUGAGUGGGCCUCGAGUUUGCUGGGAUUCAUUUCCAUUUUGUUGGUUCCUAUUCCGUUCAUCUUUUUCUACAAGGGUGAGGCUAUUCGCCUUCGCAGCCCGUGGGCACGUGAACACUUCGAUCAGACUGAGGAUAACCCGCACUGA